GCUGCUGCAGACGUCGGCUCGUCCUUUCACUACUUGGAGUGAUUUAAAGAACUCGGUGUUUGACGAGAAGAAGCUGCGGCAGGUGUGAAAAUAUGUAACUGUGACAAACAGUUCGCUGACAUCAGUGUUUUCACCGGGAGAACAAGAAGAGGAACAUGGACUCUUCUGUGGAGACAAACGCCCGGAGGAAGUUGUGGAUAGUCGGUCUCCUCUGGUGGUCGCUCGUGGUCGAACUGGCGUCGGGAGCUUCCUUCUAUGGGGAUGGCUUUGUUCAGCUCAAGGCAUCUGAGUCGUCCAACCAUAACACACUACGCGUUCGCUUCCGAACGUCCAGCACCAAUGGUCUGUUGUUUCUUGCUGCCAGCCAGACCCACCACCUCCUACUAGAGCUCCAUGCCGGUUGCCUCCAGCUGAAACUGGACCUUGGAUCUGGGGAGCAAGUGUUACAGUCUGACCAAGGAACCCAGCUCAACGAUCUGGCCUGGCACUCUGUGGAGGUCCACCAGGUGCAGCGCAACAUCACCCUGACUGUAGACAAGAACUCUCACACGAGGGUAAAGAUGCCAGGCUCCCAACAUAAUCUCAACAUCUUGGAUGGUCUCUAUGUUGGAGGUUCAGGGGGCCUCGACAGACCUUAUCUUCCCAGAGACCUGAUUGGCUUCCGAGGCUGCAUGGAGGAUGUGGUCUUCAAUGAGCAUGACUUGCUGUCAUCACUGAGGCCAUAUGCUGGAUUUAAGAAUGUCCACGAGGUAUCUUUAGGUUGCAGUCCCCAAUUCUUUGCCACUGAAGAGGACCCUAUCAGCUUCUUCAGCUCUAGGGCUUACAUUUCUCUUCCAUCCUGGAAUACCCAACAAGAAGCAGUAUUUGAGUGUGUUGUGCACACAUCAGCCAAAGAGGGGAUUAUGUUGUACAGUUCAGCCAGAGAGGGGGACUUUGUGGCUUUGGAGAUUCAGGAAGGUUUGCCUGUGGCCAUUGUUGGAAAAGCUGGAACCAAAAUUGAACUUCGUUCUCUCACCUUCAUCAAUGACAAGAAAUGGCAUUCUAUCAAGUUGCAUUUCAGUUCCAAAAGCCUUGACCUAACUGUUGAUGGAGAGAUGGUAAAAAGUAGCAUCAACUUUCGUUCAAAAGGGAUUCAGCUCAAAGGUUAUCUUUUUAUUGGAGGUAUAGAUGACAGCACCAGAUCAGAAGCCAGAAAAGUUGGACUUGUGUCUGUGUCUGGAAAGCGUGUUAGAGGAGGUUCCUUCAAAGGUUGUUUGAAGAACAUUGUGGUUAGUGGAAUGAAGAUAGGUCUUUCUAAUGCUUUGGUCACCAAGGAUAUCUCAGUAGGUUGUGAGCCAGAGAAAGAACCAGAACCAUCAACCACAGUGAGUCCAACAGGGGCUCCAGGACCCCUUCUUCACUUGGUGACACCGACACCGUCAUUUCACAUGUCUACCCUCGCAAGGGGUUUGGACAGCAGGUAUGGCUCCAAUUUUGUUCAGCUCAGGAACCUUGUGGUGCAGGAAGGUGGUCGGGCGUCUCUUGAUGCCAAACACAUUAAGAUACUCCUGGACUUCAAGAAGCUUGGCAUUCGGCAGUCUCAGAUUAUGUUUCGAAUCGUAGAGCAACCAAUUCGUGGACAGAUGAGGCUUGAUGUGGAUCCAGACCAGGAGGAGAACACUUUCAGCAUGUUGGACCUUUGGCACGGACGAGUGAUGUAUAUCCAUGGAGGCUCAGAGGAACAGGAUGAUUUUUUUAUGUUUUCUAUUUAUUCUAGCAGUAGAAAGCAAGUUCCUGAUUAUCUGAAGGACAACAAAUUGCACCGUUAUAACAUUACUGUGACACCAACCAAUGAUGCACCUGAGUUGAGUCUCCCUGAAGGAAACCUCUUUGUCCUGUUGGAGAACUCAAAGAAACGCCUCACCACAGAUGUUCUGAAGGCAACAGACAUUGAUAGCAGCUAUGACGACCUUGUCUUCUCUGUACUUGGGAACCUGAAUGCCGACGCAGGAUAUUUGGAAAUGGAAAACAAGCCUGGCAAAGCAGUGACCUCAUUCUCAUAUUCAGACCUGGAGGAUCUCAGGGUGUGCUAUGUUCACACAGGAGUUAGAAACUCAAGGAUAGUUCUCAGAGUUAGCGAUGGGGAAAGGGUCAGCAACACUGUGGUUCUAAGGGUCAUGGCUGUAGCACUGGAGUAUAAGAUUGCCAACAAUACAGGUCUUGAGGUUAUUCAAGGAGAUGCAGUUAUAAUUAGUUCAAAGCAUCUAGGAGUGCAAACCAAUGCUGUGAAACAAAUGGUUGACAUCCGUUAUGAUAUCAUUGAACCCCCUCAGUAUGGAGAACUUCAAAGGCUUCACUCAAGUGGUGAAUGGAGACCUACUGACUCAUUUUCCCAAAGGCUGUUAGAAAAAGAACGCCUGAGGUAUGUUAGCACUUUUCAAGAUAUCCAGACAUCUAAUGCCACUGAUUACUUCAAGUGCAAAGUUAAUGUGGCCGCAAGGGCAGCCACUGAAAUACUCUUUUCAAUUUCUGUGAAAUGGGUGAAGUACCAUCUAGUGAAGAAUAUUAUGAUAGACUUGGAUAAAGUUAGAAAAGUAACGCUGGACUCUGAGCAUAUUUUUGCCACAGCGGAGGGUGUGGUCCUCUCAGAGGAUGACCUUUAUUUUCGGGUUCUCACCACCCCAAAGAAAGGGAAGCUCCUGCUUGACACCACAGCCUUGAGUAAGAACUCAACUUUUAGCCAAAGGGAUGUUACCAAUCUGAAACUUCAUUACGAGCUAGUUGAUAGGCCUUUCGAAGAUACAAGUGACAGGUUCAAAUUUCAGCUGGUUUCCAAACACGCUCAGUCUCAAAACUAUGAUUUCCAGUUUUCCAUUAAAGCCGAUGUCAACAGCGUGUUUAUGAGAAAUGAUGGACUCUCACUUCUGGAGGGAGAAAGUAAGCUUAUCACAAAAGAGCAUUUGUUUGCAGAAACUCUUAGCACAAAAGAUUUGUAUUACACAGUCAUAAACGGCCCCAGUCAUGGAAAGCUUGCCCGAAUCAGCCAGUCGAAUUCCAAUGCUAGCUAUGACAACAUCUUAACCUUUAGUAAUCAGGACAUAUUAGAGGAAAGGAUAAUGUAUGUACAUGAUGAUAGUGAAACAACUCAAGAUGACUUUACUUUCAUUGCCUCCAUAACCCAAGGCUUCAAAUCUUCCAUUGCAGAGGAUGACAUUGGUUCUAAAGAAGGGAUGUUUAACAUAUCUAUUAAGCUAGUCAACGAUCAUAAGCCUGUGCGUGUUAUUGAUAAAGUUUUUCAUGUUGUGCGUGAUGGACAAAGGUUACUCACUGCAGAGGAUUUGCUUUAUCAUGAUGAAGACUCGGAUUUUGAUGAUAGAGAGUUGAUUUACACUCGCCGUGGAAUCCCACUGGGAGACCUAGUUCUGGUUAAUGAUACAACCCAUCGCCUGUUCCAGUUUCGACAGCAGGAUCUGGAAGAAAAGCGGGUGUUGUUCAUCCAUAAAGGUGUGAGCACUGGCAGAUUUGUUCUCUUUGUUUCGGAUGGAAAACAUUUUGUAUCGAGCCUUUUGGACAUCAGUGCACAUGACCCUUUCUUAAAGGCUGAAAACAACACUGGUUUACUGGUUCAGAAGGGCCAGUCUGUCACCCUGUCCACCAGUAAUUUUAGUGUCAUAUCAAAUCUGGACAUUAGAGAUGACCAAGAGGUCGUUUUCAAGUUGGAUGAGGCUCCAAAGUAUGGAGGUCUUUAUCUCAGUGACACAAAAAUGAAGCUGUUCACACAGUCUGACUUAAAGAACGGACUAAUCUCCUAUCGACACAACGACAGCAAGCAUCUGGCAGACUAUUUCAACUUAACAGCGAAGGCUAAAGGUUUGCAGCUUAGGGUGAUGAUCAAUGUGAAGGUUUACCUGGAAAGUCAUCAGAGGCCACCCAUUGUGUUGCAUCACAACCCCUUACUGGUAGAAGAGGGAAAACCGGUGAGGAUUGAUGAAAGUAAACUUGAGGUCACCCACGAGGACAACCUGCCAUCUGAGAUUGUAUUCACAGUCAAGGUAGCCCCCUCUUAUGGUUUUCUGCGGCGAUUUGUUAAAGCGGAGAAUCACUACGUCGGAACCAAACAUUCUCCCGUGAAGACAUUUAACCAAGAGGACAUUAACAGAGGGAACAUUCAGUACAUGCAGGAGGAGCCCAACAAAGUCAACGACACCUUUAUCCUUGAUGCUACCAACGGGGUCACUGAUGUCGGCAACAUUAGGAUGUCUGUUGACAUCAUUCCACGUCUCAUACCACUUCAGGUCUCAAAUUUCACACUGAAUGAGGGCGCCUCCAAGGCACUGACGGAGGAUGUGCUACGAGUCACCAACCAGCACUUUUCAGGAAUCAACUUCCUGUAUACGUUGUCCGAGCCCCCACAGCACGGUCGCAUUGAACACUCGAGACAUUCUGGUGUGUCUAUAACCUCUUUCACCAGGAGGCAGGUGGAACAUGAAUUUAUUUACUACGUCCACGACAGCAGUGAAACCUUGGCUGACAACUUCACUGUGGUGGCCAAUGACUCAGGUCUGAGGAAGCAGAGUGCAGCACAGACCGUGUACAUCCAGGUUACAGCUGUCAAUGACGAGCCUCCUGUUAUUACAGCCAACAGGGUCCUCAGGGUUUGGGUGUCCUCCGUAACAGAGAUCAGACCAGAGGAUCUGAAAGUGCAGGACCUGGACAGUCCACUAGAGGAGGUCCACUUCAUGGUGACCCCACCGAGCAAUGGACACCUGGCACUGAAGAGUGCCCCCAUGAAGGCCGUGCUCAACUUCACCCAGGCACACAUAGACCAAGGACAACUGCUGUUUGUGCACAAAGGUGCCAUGUCUGGAGGAUUCAACUUUCAAGUCAAUGAUGGUGUGAAUUUCACCCCCAGGCAGAUCUUCAGCAUCACGGCCAGAGCCUUAGUACUCAAUCUAGAGAGAAACCGUCCACUCAAGGUGUUUCCAGGCUUUUCUGCACUCAUCACAAAUGAAAGUUUACAAGCGGUGACCAACGACAUCAGCAACACCUCCAGUCGCACCAUCGUGUACAGUGUGAUCCGGCAUCCGAAACUGGGGCGGCUGGUGAUGAAGCGGCCUGAUAAUUCAACGGUAGACAUCUCCACUUUCACACAAGAUAUGGUGGAUCGGAAAGAGGUCUUAUACAUUCAAACCCCCAUUGAGUCCGUGGGCUGGGAAGCCAUGGACACCAUAACAUUCUCUGUAGCAUCACCACCUGCUUCUCUCGACAAUCAGAUCUUCAAAAUAGACAUUUCCUACGAGAAUACUGGACCUGAGCACAGCACAGUCCUGCUUGCAAACACAGGUGCGACGGUAACAGAAGGAGACAGCGUCAUCCUUGAUGAGUCUAAUCUUGACGCUACUAACCUGAUGUCCAAGCUGCCGAUGCCUCAGAGGAGCUCCUAUGAGGUCUGGUUUCAGGUAACGUCUCUGCCUCGGCACGGUGUCAUCGUGGUGGGUGAAAGGAACCUCACCAAGGAGAAGCCAAACUUUUCCCAGUUCAUUAUAAACAAAUAUGGAAUCACCUACAAGCAUGACAACUCGGAGACGACACAUGAUUCGUUUGUCUUCAGUGCGUGGCUAAAUCCCAAGGGCAAAACAGCGCAGCGCCCUCAAGAUGACGAUGAUUUUGUUGAGGAGGGUUUUAAUAUCACAGUCACACCUGUGAAUGAUCAGCCACCUUUGCUAAAAACCAAAGCUCCAAGGCUGAUGGUGGUGCAGGGAGACACAGUAGCCCUCGGGCCUGAGAAUCUCAAAGUUGAAGACUUGGACAAUCCUCCUGAUGAUAUUAAGUUUUCUGUGAUCAGCAAACCAAACAAUGGUUACCUCGCUCUGGAAGGACGUUUGAACGAGUCAAUCGUGGCCUUCACUCAAGGCCAAAUCAAUAACGGAAGCGUCAAUUUCAUCCAUGAUGGAAGUUCUGCCUCGGGGGUUUUCUAUUUUAGUGUCACAGAUGGUCAUCAUAAACCAAUAUAUAAACUCUUCAACCUAGAAGUGAUAGAAAUCACCAUUUCUCUGGUCAACUCCACUGGAUUGACCCUAGAGCAAGGGAAGACGUCAGUGUUACUGACCCGGGACAAUCUCGCUGCUGCUACCAAUGGGAAGAACAUCUCGAUUCACUACCAGAUUACGAGGCCUCCAAACUUUGGCAAAAUUCUAAUGGAAAACCAAGAGGUUACUCAGUUCGAACAGGAAGAUCUACAGAGCGGAAAGUUGUCCUACCAUAUGAUCUCCCUGUCCUCUGUGGAAGACAGCUUUGAGUUCACUGCCUUUACUUCGGAAGCAAAUCUGACUGACCAAGUGUGCAACAUAACCGUCACACCUUUAGUCCAGGUGGGCAAAGACUUGAGGAUCCCCAAUGGAAUUCCUGUCAAACUCAGCACUAGUUUUCUUAAUGCUACUGAACUAGCUACUAUCAGCAAUAGUGACCCUGUCUUUGAAAUGAUUGCCCAUCCUAAGUACGGGAAGGUGGUUCAGACGAAGCAUAAAAUGUCCACAAAAGCAGGACCAGCUGAAUCUUUCACCUUUCAGGACGUGAUACAGGGGAAAGUCUCCUUGGAGCUGAACGCCAACAUGACCGGAGUUCAAGAGCUGAAUGACUCGCUGGUGUUUCUACUGAGAGCUGAUGACAUUCAACCUGCUAAAGGGGAGUUACACUUCACAGUUUUGCCAUAUGAUCCAGUACUUUUUCCUACCACAACAAGUCCUGUCCCGACCACAUCAUUGGUCCCCCAUACGCCAAUCCACACUUCCAGAAAUGGUACUGCCGGUCCAGUCCUGUCUACAGUUUUCCUGUCCACCCAACAACCAAGCAAAAACCAGCAAAAGUUCAAGGGACGCAACCGCUGGGGAAACUCCAAUAGAACAAUUUACAGUACAACUGUUGGCAAAACGACACGUGGAGCAGAGGAUUUCCCCUUAAGGAACACCCCAGUACGUGUAGAGUCCUACCCUCAGAAAACCUCAAAUCCACUCUUGGUGAUCCUGCCACUGCUGGCCCUGCUGCUGCUUGUAAUCAUCUUUGUAGUCCUGGUUGUGUAUCUACGGCAUCACAGGCAAAGGAAGAUGAGCACUGCUGCACCAAAGGAGCCGCCUUUCCCCGGUCCUCCAGAUGGUGACUUCUAUCAAGGCCAAACCCAGAGGAGCACAGCAGUUCCCAUGGUGACUAUUACGCCAUUAAACCCCAGCUGCCCCAGCAGUCCUGUUCUUGAUCGAUUAUUGAUUACAAAUCACGGCUCAGGGUAUAACACCGUUGAUUCAGACAUGUUCUUAAGUUCUUGGAGCAAUGGCUCCCCUGCAGCGUCGUCCCAAAUUAUUAGGACCGCCACGCCAACUCUUCAGAAGAAUCAGUAUUGGGUGUGAUCACUAAACAAGCUAUAUGUUUUGGAGGCUCACUGUUACAGGUUUUGAUUACACAACAUUAAAAAUGUCGCUGUGUACUUAACCCUCUUAUGACCGUCAU
Solea senegalensis (Senegalese sole) is the source of this 7479-nucleotide messenger RNA. RefSeq names its product chondroitin sulfate proteoglycan 4ba (gene cspg4ba). NCBI's taxonomy places the organism in Eukaryota, Metazoa, Chordata, Actinopteri, Pleuronectiformes, Soleidae. The record is from RefSeq and is a predicted model, not a curated record. The transcript has 10 exons. Bases 156 to 7379 code for a protein of 2407 amino acids.